Molecule: messenger RNA, 1172 nt
Organism: Carassius auratus (goldfish)
Lineage: Eukaryota; Metazoa; Chordata; Actinopteri; Cypriniformes; Cyprinidae
Product: sterile alpha motif domain-containing protein 3-like
Exons: 9
Coding region: 375-1172 (265 amino acids)
Source: RefSeq, a predicted model, not a curated record
UUCCGGCCGCUUUGACGCUCUCGACGCCGGCGGUGUGAACGCACAAUAAUGAAGUUGACGGAGAAGCAGUGGACUAUGGAUUGACAGAGAGGAUGAUUUCAUGCCUCUUUGAAGGAUCAUUUAAGAAGCAAGCCAAAUUCAACUGAUUUGUUCAGCAGUGGAAAGAAACCGUGACACUAACCCUCGAGCCUGUCCCGGUACAUUCAGAGAAGGCUACAGCGGAAUCAAGUCAUGCCAUCCCAUCAUCAGCCUUCCCACCAGUUUUCAUCAUUCCAAAAUUUCCCAGAGAUGUUCAGACAAAGUUGGACCAAAAACCGCCAUGUAAAAUUGAGAGAUCCGAUCACAACAAAAUCAUAAGAACAUUGUAUGAAACCAUGGCCCUGAUCAAAAUGUUUCCGACCAAUGAUGACUAUGUGAAAGUGUGUAAGGCCCUGAUUUUGAAAUACCCUUUCUUAAAAGACAAAGAAGGCAAUGGUUAUCAUACCUGGCAAAUGUCUCUCAAACGUAAGUUCAAAUAUGAGCGGGUGCCACUGGUAGAUGAUGAAGAGGUGAGAAGAAUGAAACAGAAAUUUGGUCAUCACAAAAAGCCUUUACAACUGGAAGAAAACACAAGCAAACGAGCCAAGGCAUCAAAGAAGGUGGAUAUUAUUGGGGAGGAUGAUACCUCAGUAGCGAGCCAUGUGAAAGUCCUGCAGGACCAGUACCGGAAGACACAGCCAGAUGCCCGAAUUGUGGAGGAACGGAUGAUGAGGACAUUUGCUUGGAGAAGGCGAGAGAUUGCCAAUGGGAUGACUGUCAAAGAAGCCAUUAACAAAUAUCCAUUCCUUAAGAGUCCAUGCAGGCUAUUUCAGGAAAUGGGCCGGCUUCAUGAUGAAAUGAAUAUCUGCCGAAGGUUCGAAGAUGGCUUUAAGGUUCUAGUACCCAAAGUGCUUAGUUUGACUCAAAGGAAAUCUCCCCUUGCAGAUCUGGCUUUGGAGGAAAGAGAGGCUGCCCUCACCGAAGAUGUCCCUGGGAUUGAUUUCAGAGCUGCAAUCCUGCUGUUGCCGAUCCUGUUCAGGGAGAAAAAUGACAUUCUCUUCAUACUUGGCGAGCGAUAUGUUCUAAAAAUGUCUGAGGUUGAUGAUAAGCCUCUACCUGUUAGUGUGACCAGGGUAAUCAACAUUUUAGCUUGA